AUGACUUACUUUCUGUUGAUCUUGACACCCGAUUCAACUAAGAUGGCGAUCGCGUCGUUGAUCUUAUGGGGGAUCGGCACUCUCAUCUGCUACCUGAUAUACCAGCAUUCAACACGGAGCGCGCAGCGGCUGCCGCUCCCUCCCGGCCCCAAGCCGCUGCCUAUCGUGGGUAACCUGAAAGAUUUUCCUCCUGAUGGCAAACCAGAGUACCAGCAUUGGAUACACCAUAAGGACCGCUAUGGUGGUAUUUCUUCUGUUACCCUUCUGGGUAUGACGCUCGUCAUUAUUCAUGAUAAGAAAGCUGCACAUGAGCUCCUGGAGCAGACUUCAGGAAGGACCUCAGGCCGGCCUACAAUGGUUAUGGCAAACAAGCUGUGUGGCUAUGAGUCUAUUGUUGUUUGUCAAGACUAUAAUGCAAGGUUCCGGCGCUGCCGCAAAUUCCUACAUCAAGAACUCGGCACCAAAGUUUCUGCGUCACAAUUCAGUGCUGCCCAAGAGCUUGAAGUAAAACGACAGCUUGUACGCGCUCUGAACGAGCCUGAAAAAUGGCUGGAACAUUUCAAGACCACUGCUGGCGCCACCGUGUUGAAAAUGGCCUAUGACUAUGCCGUCGAUUACCAUAAGCCUGAUCCGUUGGUCGACUUGAUCGACAGAAUGAUGACCGAGUUCUCCCUCGCCGCGGUUCCCAUGGCAUGGGCGGUAGAUAUUAUUCCUGCUCUCCAAUAUCUUCCAGGUGCACCAUUCAAAAAGACGGCGCGGAAGUGGAGAAAGUCUAUUCAAGCAGCAGCAUAUAUCCCGUACCGAUUUGUCCAGUCUCAGAUGGCAGCCUUGACUUACAAGCCAUCGUACGUCUCAAAGCUCGUGCAGCUGCUAAAGGGAGAGCAGUCCGAGUUGGAUCACGAAGACGAACAGGCAAUCAUUUGGUCAGCAGCCAGUCUAUACGGUGCUGCGGCGGAUACCACAGUUAUUACUCUUACUACGUUCACCCUAGCCAUGAUCCUGUUUCCCGAUGUGCAGCGCAAGGCUCAGGAAGAGAUCGACCGCGUAGUCGGAAACCGCCUGCCAGGCUUUAAAGACCGCGAAAAGCUGCCAUAUAUCAACGCGUUAGUCCUAGAGGCGCUGAGAUGGUGGCCAAUUGCACCCAUGGGCUUCCCUCACACAGCUACUGAGGGUUUUGAAUACAACGGCCUUUAUAUCCCCAAGGGCGCAUACCUCCUCCCGGCAGUCUGGUGGUUCCUACAUGAUCCAGAAGUGUAUGACAACCCGGAAAUAUUCGACCCAGACCGUUUCCUUGAGCCACGAAACGAACCCACUCCUAUGACUGAGGCCUUUGGUUAUGGUCGAAGAAUCUGCCCUGGCCGGUUCUUCGCGGACUCAAGCCUCUUCUUGAAUAUUGCGCAAUCAUUGGCAGUCUUUAACUUCAAGAAGGCAGUGAGCAGUGACGGCAAAGAGAUUGAGAUCGACGUUAAGCCAAAGCCAGGCCUCCUCACGUAUCCGACUAAGUUUGAUUUCCGAAUCGAGCCGAGAAGCGAGAGGCACAUACAGAUGAUCAGAGAGCUGGAACGACAAGACCCUCUGGCAGCGGGCGAUGCUGAGCACCUGGAGAGUAUCGACAAUUUCCAGCCCUUGUAG
Messenger RNA from Aspergillus nidulans FGSC A4, 1632 nucleotides. RefSeq names its product protein CYP620D1 (gene fmaG). NCBI's taxonomy places the organism in Eukaryota, Fungi, Ascomycota, Eurotiomycetes, Eurotiales, Aspergillaceae. Gene Ontology annotation, biological process: secondary metabolite biosynthetic process. The record is from RefSeq and is a predicted model, not a curated record. Gene Ontology annotation, molecular function: monooxygenase activity; heme binding; iron ion binding. The transcript has 2 exons. Bases 1 to 1632 code for a protein of 543 amino acids.